Molecule: messenger RNA, 1963 nt
Organism: Mixia osmundae IAM 14324
Lineage: Eukaryota; Fungi; Basidiomycota; Mixiomycetes; Mixiales; Mixiaceae
Exons: 7
Coding region: 31-1908 (625 amino acids)
Molecular function (GO): ATP hydrolysis activity; ATP binding
Source: RefSeq, a predicted model, not a curated record
AAAAAGUUGUGGCAGCCAUUAGAAGCAGCUAUGGCACCGUCGGCAUCGAAGCAGAAGCGCCUAGCCGCCAAGAAGGACAAGGCGAGCGGCACAGACUCGCCUUCGACCACGACUGGCAGCCCGUCCAUGGCGAGCUCGGCCAAUGGCACGCCCAUGACGAACUUGUCGACCAAUACUUCUGCAGAGGAUCUCUCAAUGGCAAAGCUCAAGCUGGCCACUGAUCGUUCUGGCUCCGGCGUGCUCGUCAGUGACGGUCAGAGCCGUGACAUUCAUAUCGAGAGCUAUACGCUCUCUUUCCACGGUCGUCUCCUGAUUGAAAAUGCGAGCAUCUCACUCAAUUACGGUCAAAGAUACGGCUUGCUGGGCGAGAACGGCUCCGGCAAGACGACGUUCCUGGAAUCCAUCGCUCACAGAGACGUCGAAAUUCCCGAACAUAUCGAUAUCUAUCUCGUCCAGGGUGAAGCAGCGCCUUCGGAUGUCAACGCGCUCGACACCAUUGUCGCCUCUGCAAAGGCGAAAGUGGCAAAGAUCGAGAAGGAGAUUGAAGAGAUGUCGAUUGCCGACGUGGUCGAUGACCUUGCGCUCGAGCGGAAAUAUGAGGAGCUCGAAGAACUCGACCCCAACACAUUCGAAGCAAAAGCGGGUUCAAUUUUGCACGGUCUCGGGUUCAGCCAGCAGAUGAUGGGCAAGCCGACAAAGGACAUGUCCGGUGGUUGGCGUAUGCGUGUCGCGCUCGCUCAAGCCCUCUUUGUGAAGCCUCACCUCUUGCUGCUAGACGAGCCCACAAAUCAUCUGGAUUUGGAAGCUGUCGUGUGGCUUGAAGCGUAUCUUUCGACCUACAAUCACAUCCUCGUCUUCACCUCGCAUUCCCAGGAUUUCAUGGACUCUGUCUGUACCAACAUCAUGGACCUCACCCAAUCUCGCAAGCUCAACUACUACAGCGGCAACUUCUCGACCUACGUACGAACAAAGACGGAGAACGAAGUCAAUCAGAUGAAGGCGUACGACAAGCAACAGGAAGAGAUUGCCCACAUCAAGAAAUUCAUUGCAAGCGCAGGUACGUAUGCAAACUUGGUGAAGCAGGCAAAGUCGAAGCAAAAGAUCAUCGACAAGAUGGAGGCAGCCGGCUUGAUCGAGAAGGUGACGAUACCGAAGCAGCUUCGCUUCCACUUUGACGACGUACGAAAGAUGCCGCCGCCUAUCAUUGCUUUCAACGAUGUCGCCUUCUCUUACGAUGGCAAGAAGGAGAACUACCUGUACAAGGAUCUUUCUUUCGGCAUAGACAUGGAUUCUCGAGUGGCUAUCGUCGGACAGAACGGCACGGGCAAAUCGACUUUGCUCAACCUGAUCACUGGCGUCCUCAUGCCAGUCGAAGGCUCUGUCCAGCGUCAUGCCGGUCUGAAGCUCGCAAAGUACAGCCAACAUUCGGCUGAUCAGCUACCAUAUGAAAAAUCUGCGAUUGACUACUUCGGCGCGCUCUAUCACGAGAGGUUCCCAGAACGUGAUACGCAAGCCUGGCGAAGCCAGCUCGGCCGAUUCGGUCUCUCCGGUGCCCAUCAGACGGCACCCAUCAAGCAAUUGUCGGACGGAUUGAGGAAUCGUGUCGUCUUUGCCCAACUUGCUCAGGAACAACCUCACGUUCUCUUGCUCGACGAGCCGACAAAUCACUUGGAUCCUGGCUCGAUCGAUGCACUCGCUCAGGCCAUCAAGGACUUUGAGGGCGGUGUCGUCAUUGUCAGUCACGACUUCAGACUGAUCAGUCAGGUCGCAGAAGAGCUCUGGGAGGUCAAGGAUCGCAAGAUCGUCAAUCUGACGAGGGCGGAUGUCGAUAUCAUCAAGUACAAGCAGCAGCUCGUCGAACGGUCAAAAGCUGCUCUGGAAAAGGCCAAACUGACCGGUAAGAAGUGAGACACUGUUGUACCCGCGACGCAAUAGAGACUGUGCUUGCACACCCGGUCGCGCG